This is a messenger RNA of Dermatophagoides pteronyssinus (European house dust mite), 1231 nucleotides long. Its product is annotated as NAD-dependent protein deacylase-like. Gene Ontology annotation, molecular function: protein-succinyllysine desuccinylase activity; NAD+ binding; histone deacetylase activity, NAD-dependent. NCBI's taxonomy places the organism in Eukaryota, Metazoa, Arthropoda, Arachnida, Sarcoptiformes, Pyroglyphidae. Gene Ontology annotation, cellular component: nucleus. The record is from RefSeq and is a predicted model, not a curated record.
AUAUGCAGCUCUUAUGUUAAGGCAAUAAAGAUUGGCAUAGUUAUCAAAUAACUAAUUAUAAUUAUUAUGAAACAACAAAUAAAAGUACUGAGUGCAAUCGGUCAUUUUAGCAGAUAUCGGCCAAGACAUCAUCCAUGUUGUUUAAAAACAUUUUCCAUUCAUAGCCUGAGUCGAAACAUUGUUCAUUCAGUUCCCAUUAGAUUGUCGUCGACCAAACAAGCUCGUGCAAUUCAACUUACAAAUAACACUUGUUUGAAUUUUUCAAAUUGCAACUUUAACUUUUGUGUAUUCGAAUAUCAACAACGAAAUAUGUCGUAUAAUCGAAAAGUUUCAUCUGAUGUAAACGCUUUCCAGGAUCAGCUCAACAGAGCAACUAAAAUUGUUGUUUUGACUGGUGCUGGUAUUAGUGCGGAAUCUGGUAUUCCAACUUUUCGAGGCGAAGGAGGUUUUUGGCGUAAUUACAAAUCAGAAGAAUUGGCUACACCAGAAGCUUUUGCCAAAGAUCCAGGCUUGGUUUGGCAAUUCUAUGAAUAUCGACGUCAAUUAGUUUCAUCAAAGGAACCAAAUUUGGCACACAAAUCAUUGUCAAUUUUAGAACAAAAUUUUAUUCGUGAUUCACCACAUCGUCAAGUGAUAGUUGUUACACAAAAUGUUGAUGAAUUACAUCGUCGUGCCGGAGCAAAACGUGUACUCGAACUUCACGGAUCGUUAUUCAAAACCAGAUGCACUCAAUGUAAAGCAGUCAAGACUAAUUUCACUAUUCCAAUAGUUCCGGUUUUGGAAAAUAUCAAAUUGGAUGAACCAGAUCGUCAUAUUGAUCCAAAAGAUUUGCCACGUUGUGAAAAAUGUACUGGCCUUCUUCGUCCACACGUUGUUUGGUUCGGUGAACAAUUGGAUCCAUUCGUUUUGAAACAAGCUGAAGGAUUGAUGAGUGUUACAGAUUUCUUGUUAGUCGUUGGUACCUCAUCUGUUGUUUAUCCAGCUGCAUCAUUAAUACCACAAGCAGCUACACGUGGUGUAACUGUUUCCGAGUUCAAUAUCGAACAGACUGCUGCUUCUGAAUAUGCAAAAUACUUUUUCAAAGGUCCAUGCGCUCAAACAUUACCAAAAGCAUUACAGAUUGGUGAAACAAUGAUUUCGCAUUGGGGUUAAAUCAUCAAUACACUAAUGAUCAAUGAUAAAACUGGUUCCAAGGAAUAAAUUUAUUCAUCCAUUUAUAAUCAUUUCAAUA